Dipodomys ordii (Ord's kangaroo rat) is the source of this 2157-nucleotide messenger RNA. It is a transcript of the gene Kmt5c, whose product is annotated as suppressor of variegation 4-20 homolog 2 (Drosophila). Gene Ontology annotation, cellular component: nucleus. The record is from RefSeq and is a predicted model, not a curated record. The coding region runs from base 187 to 1587 and encodes 466 amino acids. The transcript has 9 exons. Lineage: Eukaryota; Metazoa; Chordata; Mammalia; Rodentia; Heteromyidae. Gene Ontology annotation, molecular function: protein binding; histone H4K20 methyltransferase activity.
CGGUCUGGCCGAGAGCUGGAGGCAGUGGGUGGUGCUGGCGGCGUCGGCGGCGUGGGUGCCCGAGAAGGAGGAGGAGGAGAAGCGGAUGAGCAGAGCUCAGGGCCUGCCGGCCUCCCUGGCAGCCUCUGAGUGGCACAGGGCAAGGCUCCUGCUCUGUGCCGGAGGCAGCAUGGUCUUCCGGGCACCAUGGGCCCUGACAGAGUAACAGCCCGGGAACUGUGCGAGAACGACGACCUGGCCACCAGCCUGGUCCUCGACCCCUACCUUGGCUUCUGUACCCAUAAGAUGAACAUCAGCCCCAUGCCCCCCCUGCGGCGCCAACACCACCUUCGCGCGGCACUAGAAGCUUUCCUGAGGCGGCGUGACCUGGAGGCUGCGUACCAGGCCCUGACGCUGGGAGGCUGGAAGAUCCACUACUUCCAGAGCCGGGGCCCACGGCAGGAGGCCGCCCUCAAGACCCAUGUGUUCCGCUACCUUCGCGCCUUCCUGCCAGAAAGCGGCUUUGCCAUCUUGCCCUGUACCCGCUACUCUAUGGAGACCAAUGGAGCCAAGAUUGUGUCCACCCGUGCUUGGAAGAAGAACGAGAAGCUGGAACUGCUGGUGGGCUGUGUGGCAGAGCUGCGGGAGGCAGAUGAGGGGCUGCUGAGGGCUGGUGAGAAUGACUUCAGCAUUAUGUACUCCACCCGAAAACGGAGCACCCAGCUGUGGCUCGGCCCAGCUGCCUUCAUCAACCAUGAUUGCAAACCCAACUGCAAGUUUGUGCCCACAGAUGGGAACGCAGCUUGUGUCAAGGUGCUUCGGGACAUCGAGCCGGGGGAUGAGGUGACGUGCUUCUACGGCGAGGGUUUCUUUGGAGAGAAGAAUGAGCACUGUGAAUGCUAUACCUGCGAGAGGAGGGGCGAAGGAGCCUUCCGUCUGCGGCCCCAGGAUCCUCGGCUGCCUCCACAACCCCCGGACAAGUACGAGCUCCGGGAGACUAAGCAGCGGCUGCAGCAAGGCCAGGAUGGCGGUCAGCAGAGCCAGCUCAGCCCCCAGGCCUGUGCUCACCUAUCCCUGCUGCGCCGGGACCCCUUCUGUGCGGCCUGCCAGCCCCUCUGCCUGCCACCUGGACGCUCCCACCUGGACAGUUUGCCCCUCUGGCUCCAGUGGCUGCCCCAGGCCCAGCCCCGGACACGCCCCCGGAAGCGCCGACGCCCCCGGCCCCACCCAGCCCCAGAGUCCCCCAUCCUUCGCAACGCCCGCAUCUCCCUGCACCAGUGGGGAGGCUGCGGCCCCCACUGUCUCCUGCAGGCUGAAGCCAUAGUGGCCUUGGGCCUGCCCCCUCGCUCGUGCUGGGCUUCCCAGGAGGACUGGCGCUGGGCCCGGCACUACGGGCUGCCCUGCGUGGUGCGGGUCAGCCUUCACCGCCUGGCCUCAGCCCCACCAGCUGCCCCUGCCUCUGCCACUGGGACCCUUGACCCUGACACCAUCCCUGUCCCUAUCCCCAAGCAGGCCCUGGCUUUUGCUCCUUUUGCCCCUCACAAGCGCCUGCGUCUGGUGGUCAGCCAUGGCUCCAUUGACCUGGACAUCAACAGUGAUGAGCUGUGAUGGCCUGGGCAGGGAGCCCCAGGCACCAGUGGCAGCCACCUUGCCUGCCUGCAAGGAGUCCUGGGACCUUUAGGAAAGAGCUGACCCUUGACUCGGGCACAGCUCUCAGCUGGGAAGGGGGCUGGCUAAGGACACCAGGGAUGGAGUCCCUUGUCUUUUGUGACUGCUGACCCCUGAGCCAACCCAGCAGGGAGCCCGGGCUAUUCCAUUUACCCUACCCCCAUCUCAGGAUUGCAGGAGCCAACACUCACUACCCCUUCCUCCCCAGGGAGCCAAGCCAUAAAGGGGUGGGGACCACCCAUGGCAUCUCCCCGGGAGCCCAGGCCUCAGGAGGUAGAGCUGUCCCAUGGCAGGGAGUGGAUUUGCUCUUAGCUCUGCAGAUGUCUGGAAAGAGGUCGGGGAGGUGGGGGGCAUAUCCCCACCCCUUGUGGUCUCAGGGAGGCCAGGUGCAACCUCUUUUCUCAUGGUGCUAUCCCUGGUGCUACUGGGGUGUGGGGGACCUCCCACACCUAAUGGGGUAUGUUGGAGAUUGGAAGCACUUGAACUUUUUAUUUUAUUAAAACCUUGUUA